AUGACUCGAUCAGAUGCCGACCAAGUUCUCCCCAUGAAGGAAGAGGACGAGGCUGGGAAGCCAGGCAACCUGGGUGCUUCCCACAACCAAGAGCAGGAACACAAGGAGACACAGCACGAACCGAAGGAAGAGCAGCAGGAUCCUCCAUUGCCUGUGUCUACUACCACUGGUGCCAAUCUGCCUCAUAAAGUUCCCACUGCAAGUGCUAUGUUGGCAGCAGAAAAACGAAAUAUUGCAUAUCCCAAAAAGCGUGCACCAGCCACAGACACCAAUGAGGAGCAGCCGAUCCACAAAGAGAAAGAAACAGUGGAAAGUACCCGAACUGGGGAGGUCAGUGCCCUCUUGGCACAUGAAAAGCGGCACAUUGCUUAUCCAAAAAGUGGGCCAUCGGGCGGAGCCACCGGCAGCAACCAAGGAUAUAGGCCUGAUCAAAGCAAUGGUGACAGCAAUCAUCAAAUAGCAACCGUGCCUCCGCCUCAAGGUAUCUUUGCCUCAGAGACUUCACAGCCUCCUCCUUCAGGGGCCUGUCCAAGGGUUGACAACAGCGGUGAAGUUCCAGAUGAAUUUGCCGAAACAGAGAAUACUCAACCACCUACGUUCAAUCCUGUUGAUUCCAAUACUGGCUUGGCUGUGGCAAACUUGGUCGAAAAUGAAACAACUGCUCAGGAUCUGCCCCAGGCUCAAGACUACAGUCCAGAUGAAAACAACACAAACAGAGAAGAGAGGAUGACUCGAUUCAAAACCAAGGUCCUCUUUGGAGUCAUUAUUGUCUUGUUGCUGGCUAUCGCAAUAAUGUUGGUGGUUAUUUUUGCUUCUGGAAACAAGACGGUGGAGACAGUCAUGCCAUCUCCCUCCCCAACUUCCAUCCCAACAGCAGCACCAACUUCUUAUUCAGAAUACUGGCUGUCGCUUUUCCCAGAAGCAACAGUCUCUGCAAUUCUGGAGGAGCCAGCAUCACCCCAGUCAAGGGCAUUUGAAUGGCUAGUGGAAGAGAUGGAUGUUCUGCACAACCUUACAGAUCAGAGAGUGGUACAACGAUUUGUACUAGCCACAUUCUAUUUUGCCAACAGCGAAGAACAAUGGCUCUUCAGUAACAAUUGGCUCAACCACAGUGUUCAUGAGUGCCUUUGGUAUUCAAGUUUGGAGGAUUGGUAUUUCUUUUCUGAGGCAAAUAUAUAUAUCCCACUGGAUCACAUCACUCCCUGUGAGCAAUAUCCGGCUGGAUAUCUAGAGGAUGGCAUCUUGUACCAGGGAGAUGGAAUCCUGAAACAUUUUUGGCUCUCCUUUAAUGGUGUGCACCAUCCCAGAAGAGCUCUCUGGCCUUUCAAAUUUGGAGUAUCUUUCGAUGUUGGGAUGUGGGCUUUUGGCUCCAUUCCUGAAGCACUCGGAAGUUUGUCAAAACUUGGAGUUAUCCACUUUUUCUACAACUCUUUGACAGGAACUAUUCCAUCAUCCCUUUUUUCCCUUACAAACUCAAUGCAAGCCAUCACUUUGGUGGGAAAUCAGCUUACAGGACCUAUACCAACAGAACUGGGAUUGCUAACAACUUUGGUGGGUCUAGCAGUUGAGGCCAACCUUUUCACGGGGACAAUUCCCACAGAACUUGGGCGAUUAACCGGAUUAAGGUCACUGUUCCUGGCGGGCUUGAAUCUGAAUGGUGCUCUCCCAAAUGAGCUUGCAGUUCUUACAGACAUGGAACUUCUGCAACUGCAUAACUCGGGUCUUACAGGGACACUCCCUAAAUGGCUUGGCAACAUGACAUCCCUGGAAGGAUUGACUCUGUCGGACAACUCCUUGACUGGGACUAUCCCGACAGAGCUGGGCCUGCUGACAAAAUUGUGGAACUUAUGGCUUGGUGGGAAUGCUUUGUCGGGCGGAAUCCCAAGUGAAAUUGGAAAGUGUGAGCAAAUGAUAUUUUUGGUCUUGGAAAGAUGUGGUCUCACAGCAACCAUUCCUACAGAGCUUGGUCUGCUUUCUGAGUUAUUGCAGUUGUGGCUGUUUGACAAUGAUUUGACUGGAACAGUGCCCCUGGAACUUGGCAAUGUUCCUUUCCCUGCUCCUUAUGGUCAAGUCUGGUUGGAUCGAAAUGAUCUUUCUGGCAUUAUCCCUGAGAGCUUGUGUUCUGCCAAUGAUCUUUUAUUUGACUGCAGCAGCCAGCUCUGCGGGUGUGAUUUGUGCAACUGUUCUGACAAUAGAACAUCACCGAUACUGGAUGCAAACCAAACUGAGGGGAACCAAACUGAACCCUGA
Messenger RNA from Seminavis robusta, 2250 nucleotides. The record is from the annotation of a GenBank genome assembly. NCBI's taxonomy places the organism in Eukaryota, Bacillariophyta, Bacillariophyceae, Naviculales, Naviculaceae.